This is a messenger RNA of Mizuhopecten yessoensis (Yesso scallop), 1466 nucleotides long. RefSeq names its product neo-calmodulin-like. NCBI's taxonomy places the organism in Eukaryota, Metazoa, Mollusca, Bivalvia, Pectinida, Pectinidae. The record is from RefSeq and is a predicted model, not a curated record. The transcript has 5 exons. Gene Ontology annotation, molecular function: calcium ion binding. Bases 74 to 523 code for a protein of 149 amino acids.
CGUACACUUACUGUUUACACAUUGUGUUUGUGUAGCAUGUGCUAGUUUCAAAGACAACGGGAUUGAAGAAGAAAUGGCAGAAUUUCAAGAAAGCCUUCACGAAAAGGAAUUAGAGGACGCAUUUGCGUUAUUCGACAAUGAUGGCGAUGGAACGAUCACAAUCAAAGAGCUAGGCGGAGUAAUGCGAUCCCUAGGACAAAACCCUACACAUGACGAACUGAAGGAAAUAAUGCUGGAGGCUGACGUCGAUGGUAACGGUUAUAUAGACAAAGAAGAAUUUAAGAUGAUAAUAGCUAAGAAAGUGUCCGAGGAAGACACUGAAGAAGACAUCAGAGAGGCAUUCCACGUGUUUGAUAAGGACGGAAACGGCUACAUCACUCGCAGGGACAUUAAGAUACUUCUCGCGAGACUUGGGGACGAGUUGCCAUCAGAAGAUAUAGACGACAUGAUUGCUGAGGCUGACAAUGACGGCAACGGUCAAGUUAGUAUAGAAGAAUUCGUGGAAAUUAUGCAGCGACCAUAGCAAAGUGUGAAAACGUCAACACUUCUCAUCUUAAUCCCUGGAAAGUUUUGACAAAGUGUUUAGGCUUCGUUUACAUUUGUACAACAAAAUACUCUGCAUCUUGAUUGAUACAAUUCUACAAUGAUAUACUUGUAUUUUCUAAGAUUAUGCUUUCAACUGCUUGAGAUUGGAAGACAAAAUAAACCUCUUUCCUAUAAAUACUCAUGUACAUGCAUGGACAGUACAUGAAGAGAAUAUGAAUAAUUAAUUGUCUGUACUUACUAGCGAUUUCACUUCUCCAUGUAAAGAUUUAGUCUUAGGUUAAACUUAAAAGAAAUACCAUUAGUGUUCAUUGGUAUAUAUCAUUUCUCAAAUUAAAUGUCUGUCCCUUUCGUAUUUAGGUUAAGUCAAUCUACUGUUGUUUAACCUUGAAACAGUAUUAUUAACCGAGGACGAAGCAUUAUUAUUCUGAUUAUACAAUUUAGAAUAUUACCAUAGCAGAGUUCAUAUUAGUAGUUAGAUAUACAAGUAGAAAUACGUUUUCAAUGUUGCAAUUUCUGACAACCAGAUGAUAGUGGAUUAGCCAAUAGAAAUAACGAUACAUCAAAGCAUAAUAUAUAUUAUGAUAUGUAUACUUAUUUUCAUGGUUUUAGACAGAAAACUAAGAAACCAUUCUGUGGUAUUAUUAAUAUAAAAAUAAGUGAUGCGAUCCAAUAUGUUAAUAAUACUACUGAACUGCCGAAAUGUGUUAUGUUGUUACAGUACAAACCAUCCUCGAAACUCCGGGGGUUACGCUCACUUUCGCUCUCUGCACCCCUGGAAUAUGUCAUAACAAAAUUGAAGGCUCAGUGUGGGCCACCUUGUUGAAUUUCGCUUUCACGUCACGGUGAAAAUUGACAGGCUUUGAAGUCGGGUGUCGCUCCUUCAUAAUCCGCAAACGACAGGUAUCAGUCUAGCGAUUGGU